Molecule: messenger RNA, 2052 nt
Organism: Ascochyta rabiei
Lineage: Eukaryota; Fungi; Ascomycota; Dothideomycetes; Pleosporales; Didymellaceae
Product: dityrosine synthesis enzyme
Exons: 2
Coding region: 1-2052 (683 amino acids)
Source: RefSeq, a predicted model, not a curated record
AUGGCUCCUUUUAACAAAGGGGUUUCCACAUACCAUUGCAUCCAGGGUCUCUACUGGAGAGAAUCGAAUGGCGAACUUCUGGCUGUCGAGGGUAGUAACUCGAAGUCACUGCCGGAAGUAUGGCCACAACUGAAGGACGAGAUACUCUCUUCGACCGCAUCGUGGGCUCGGGUUCAACUGCCAUCUGGCAAGGAGAUCAAGAGUUUACAGAUCACUUCUGAUGUCCCAGCUCUUUCAAACAUCAAAUCGAACUUCCCUCCCUCUUACCAGAAGGAAGAACUCCAUACGUUGAUAGCUGAGAUUGAGCAUGAUAAUGGUCGCGUUCUCGGCAUGGUGACAUCGAAACCGAAGUCCCUUGCUUCAGACAGUUUCAGCAUCUGGGCGGAGCGGUUCAUCCUCCUCGAGACCCAGUUCCAGCCCUUCGCCAACAUCUCAGACUCUUCGACUCCAUGGGCAGCAAAAAACCGCGAGAUUUGCCAAACAAUCGCCGAGAUCUUCGAGCGCAAGCUCAAGAAUCUCUCCAAAGAUGAUCAGUGGAACGUUUGCGGCCGUGAAGGCUUCCUCAACAGAGUGUAUGGCUUCGUCGAUAAGAACCUUCCUAUUCUUCUUGCCCUGCCUGCAUUCCCCUGCAAGUCACCAAACCCUAACAAGGCUGGUGGCAUCAUGCCUGAUCUUGCGGAAAAUAUCGCUCUGGAUGUGCUUUACGACUUCAUAAAGGAAGUCAACGCCGUGUACGAGCCCGGGGCAACCAUGUGGAUUAUUAAUGACGGCCACGUCUUCUCUGACUGCAUUGGUGUUGACGAUGAGAUGAUCGACACGUAUGAUGCCUGCAUGGCUGAGAUCUACAAAGAGCGCUUCCCAGGCCAAACCGCACCCGCCCCAGCGAUGGAUUUCAAAGGCCUAAAGAACAUCUUCAACUCUGAUUCUGAGGGUUUCCAAACUUUGAAGAAGGUGGCCGGCAAUGCUCACAAGAUGCCACACCCGGUCAAGACCAAGAUGACCGGAGAAGCAGAGCUGUGCAGAAGGCUCAUGCUGGGCAUUGGUGGGGCUGAUCGUGCCUUUAUCCGAUCACUUAUUGAGCAACAAGAGCCGGAAACAUUGGGACUGUACCGCGGCCAGACGCGCUUCAUGCUUGAGGAUCUUGCCGACGUUCCUUCUGUCAAGUCGCUUAGUGGCAAGCAGAAAAAGAAAACUGCUGCUCUCGUGGCUGAGGAGAUGAUUUCUCGUAAUCAAGGCUACUCCAACCUGGUCGAGCUGCUGCUGCCCAAUUAUGUUCGUCUCUCAAUCCACGCUCACAAUAACAAGGGCCCCAAGUUCGCCAUCCGCCUGCUGCCUAAGCACAUGGUCCGCCCAAUCGACGACCUUGACAAUCGAAUGGAGCCUGUAGCGGCGUACGAAUUUCAGAUCCCUACUCCCUGGCACAACUGUAUGAUCAAGGUUGAGGGUGAUGACUUCCUCUACCUUGCUCGCUCCGCUGUUGCCAAAAAGGCCCUGGCUAGCGCUGACUACACAGGGUCCUGGGUGAACGGCCCUGAUGGUUCAUACUUCAGCUUGAAGCGUGCUACAGCUUGGGUGCGUACACCCACGAAACUUAUCAUUCCCCAACUGUCAGUCGAGAAAGUCGCCAUCUUCGAUCAGAAAAAGGGUACAAUUGUGGUGGUGUCUCCGUUGGCAGAAAGGCAGCGCCCGAUUGUCAUCUGUUCUCCAGUCGUUGGAAGGAAGAACCCGCUCGUGGUGACAAACUCAGGGAAUGGAGGACGGCCAAUCGUCAUUUGCUCUCCUCAAUCUAGGAGGAGUGCAUCAUCCCUAUGGUCCCCAGUGCUACAGAAGGUCCGCAACCCUGUCGGUUCUCCCAUCGUUCGUACCAAGACGUCCAUUGCCAUCUGCUCUCCUGUUACUGAGAAGAACGGUGCUACUGUCACACAAGCACCUGUCGAUAAUCGCCCGUUCAAGCGUGUCGACUCGCACUGGGUUCGACCUGGGGAAAAGACGAGCAGGCUGCGCAUGUUCGUUCAGAACAACCUCCCACAGCUUCGAACUCAGGCGGUAUAA